CAAAAUCCGUGGCAGAGACCUGACGGCCGGAGACACAUUCUCGCCCGCUUGCCUUCCUUCCACCACACACCGCCAUCAAUCCUACCACCAUCCACAUUCAACACCAUAUUUCUGCUGCCACCGGUGACGCGCAUCCCAAACAUCGCCGUCCCCAUUACUUGAGGACAAGCCUCCCAUAAUAAUUUUCUACACUUGCAACUUUAGCGUCGCCUAAUACACAACCGCCAAGAUGGGCAACACGCUCUCGAUAUUCGGAAAGCUCUUCGAUGGGCUCUUCGGCAAGAAGGAGAUGAGAAUUCUCAUGGUCGGUCUCGACGCUGCCGGAAAGACCACCAUUCUCUACAAGCUCAAGCUCGGUGAGGUCGUCACGACCAUCCCGACUAUCGGCUUCAACGUCGAAACCGUCGAGUACAAGAACAUUCAGUUCACCGUCUGGGAUGUCGGUGGUCAGGACAAGAUCAGGCCUCUGUGGAGACAUUACUUCCAGAACACCCAGGGUAUCAUUUUCGUAGUCGACAGCAACGAUCGCGACCGUGUUGUCGAGGCCCGCGAAGAACUCCAGCGCAUGCUCAACGAGGAUGAGCUCCGCGACGCCCUCCUGCUCGUCUUCGCCAACAAGCAGGAUCUUCCUAAUGCCAUGAACGCUGCCGAGAUCACGGAUAAGCUCGGCCUUUCCAGCUUGAGGCAACGCUCUUGGUACAUCCAAGCCACUUGCGCUACCACCGGUGAUGGUCUGUUCGAAGGUCUCGACUGGCUGUCGACUGAGUUGAAGAAGAAGAGCCCUUAAAGUGCUGGCUACACUUAAUGACAAUGCCCUUACUCUGCCCGGGUCCAAUAUCCACGCUCGGUUAAUUCCGCAAUACACGCCCUUUAGCAACCGAACGAACUCACCAAACAUGGUAACCAGUGGUUGACGACCGUCUCACAAUAAUCCGCGAGGCGGUUAAAAGGGGAUAGCCAGCACUCGUUUUGCACUUGUGAUCACUUUUUCGGAAAGUCAGGAACACGCUUGAUUCGGGAUCUUGUACAGUUUGAUACAUCGCAAGGAGACUUCGCCUGCUGCUUUCCCUAUAUUUGCGUACGUUUUAUGCUAAGGGGGGUACGGAUACGGUUGCGGAGAGGGGGGAAAUACUGGCAAGAUAUGAGUGUGAUGAUGGAUGGGGGAGGAGUCUUAUGAAUACCAAGCUGCCACUUAACUUACCUUUAUUCCCUUUUUUUCUUGUUUUUUUCUUCUUUUUCGUUAGAACCGCUCGGCGUCUAUUGUUUUCUGGCCUGCUCGCUCAUCAUCAACUCUUCAUAUGCUUCAGGUGAACCAACGUUUCGUACUCGAUAUGUGUGCUUUUCCAACUCUGUUAUUGUACCUGCUUCAUGGAAGUUUCAUCCGUAUGUCAAAAUUAGGCGAAAUAAACGCAUCAAGAUCUCUGUACAUAUGAAAAGGCGUAAUUCCUUCG
This is a messenger RNA of Neurospora tetrasperma FGSC 2508, 1451 nucleotides long. RefSeq names its product ADP-ribosylation factor 1. Lineage: Eukaryota; Fungi; Ascomycota; Sordariomycetes; Sordariales; Sordariaceae. Gene Ontology annotation, biological process: intracellular protein transport; vesicle-mediated transport. Bases 230 to 787 code for a protein of 185 amino acids. The record is from RefSeq and is a predicted model, not a curated record. Gene Ontology annotation, cellular component: plasma membrane; cytoplasm. Gene Ontology annotation, molecular function: GTP binding; GTPase activity. The transcript is spliced from 5 exons.